Messenger RNA from Echinostoma caproni, 1230 nucleotides. The record is from the annotation of a GenBank genome assembly. Lineage: Eukaryota; Metazoa; Platyhelminthes; Trematoda; Plagiorchiida; Echinostomatidae.
ACCGAUAAUGCACCCCCGUAUGAGGUCGUUCCAUCCAUGCGCCCGGUUGUUCUCAUCGGUCCGUCACUCAAAGGUUACGAGGUGACCGACAUGAUGCAAAAAGCAUUGUUUGAUUUUCUCAAGAGACGUUUUGAAGGAAGAUCUCUCGCCGAUAAUUGGUUGGAUAUAUCCUUAUGCACUGUAUGUAACACAGUCACUAUGUUAUCUUUUGUAACCCUGUCUGUUCUCGUUACCAUUUGUGUACUGCCUCUGCCGUACACGGUUUGGGUCCGGUUUAGCACACUUUCAUCCCUCCCCCGUUGUCACAAUUCAGAGGUCCAACAGGAAAUUGAGCGUAUUUUCGAUUUGGCCCGAACUCAACAACUGGUCGUGCUCGACUGUGAUACAAUCAAUCAUCCAAGUCAGUUGGCUAAAACCUCCUUGGCACCGAUCACGGUCUAUUUGAAGAUCAGUUCAACGAAAGUACUUCAGCGGCUGAUCAAAACACGCGGGAAAUCUCAGGCGCGAAAUAUGAAUGUUCAAAUGGUGGCUGCAGAAAAACUGCUCCAAUGCACCAACGAUCAGUUUGAUGUGGUUCUGGAGGAGAACCAGUUGGCAGAUGCAUGUGAACAUUUAGCAGAAUACCUAGAAGCCUAUUGGCGAGCAAGUCAUCCCACCGGAGGGAUCGGUAAAGCGGAACGUGCUGGUCCCGGUGAGCCCCUCGAGCCAUCCUUGCCUGUACAACGACGUCAAAGUAGUGUGAUUCAGUCCGCUCUAAAGCGAUUCUCACGCGGGGAGCACGAUCUAUCGUUUGAUCGGGACCAAUAUCCAAAUCAACCUCAAUCGCAACCACAUCACCCGCAAGCCGUACACCAGUCGACCAUCGGGUCACACCCCCGACCCACGCACUCACCAUCCCGACGUCAGUGGUCAGACGAAAGUCGGGAAGAUGCGGCCGAUCCGUUACUCGAUCGUGUGGAUUACUCACGUCGUAGACCCGAUCACCGUCGGGUCUAUGGACCUCAUGACUCGUGGGAUGCUGAUCCAGAUCCACGAGGUAUGGAUCAUCAAUGGAUCCAAAAUGAUCGUUACCCACCACAUGCCAUUAAACUGUUCACUUUCGCGAGUUUGAUGAUAGUUGCCGGUGCAUCAGUUGGGAGUGACAGUUAUCAAAAACCUCCCUUAUCAGCGCAAGAAAUUUUGCUGUGUGUAUUGACGUAUGCAGAAGACCAGCAACAAUGCGCUCAGUAA